AUGUCACCCACUCAAUUUCCUCGUCACCUUAAACCCAUUGAACCUCAAGGCAGCUAUCUGCUAGAACAAGAACGCAAGCGGGCUUCUUUUGAUCCAAAGGAUGUCACUCUCACUUUAUAUGGUCAAGACUAUCUUCAAAAGCGUGAACGUAUUCUCAACAUUAUCCAAAAUGACCCUAUUCUCGGCGACAAAUCCCAUCGCUAUUACACGGGUCGCGAUGUCCGAUUCAAAAAGGCAUUGGCCGCGGCGAAUCGUUUGGUAGAGCUCACUAGAAUUCACCAAUGGACUCCCGAGGAACUUGCUAUUGCCGAUUUUCUGUUUGACGAAUCAGGACCUUUUCGGUUACACCGAUCCAUGUUCCAACCCACGAUUGAGAAUCAAGGCACUGAGGAACAAAAGAAAAAGUAUUUGGAGCCUGCAAAGCGAUAUGAGAUCAUUGGUUGCUAUGCACAAACCGAGCUUGGCCAUGGAUCGAAUGUGCGUGGAUUGGAGACAACAGCAACCUAUGAUGUAGCAACGCAAACAUUUGUGAUUCAUUCGCCUACAUUGACAGCCUCCAAAUGGUGGAUUGGUGGAUUGGGUGUGGCAGCAACGCAUGCGAUGGUGAUGGCACGUCUUAUUAGCAACGGCAAAGAUUACGGACCCCAUCCUUUCAUUGUCCAAAUCCGUGAUUUGAAAACCCAUCAUCCGGUUCCUGGUGUCACAGUCGGUGAUAUUGGUCCCAAGUUUGGUUUCAAUACGGUCGAUAAUGGCUUUAUCCUCUUUGAUCGCGUGCGUGUUCCUCACGAUGCUAUGAUGGCCCGCUUCUCAAAGAUCGACAAGGCGACUGGCAACUAUAUCCAACCUCCCAAUUCCAAGUUAUCCUAUGGUACAAUGGUCUUUGUACGUGCCAACAUUGUCCUCGAGUCACGUUUGGUGCUUGCACGUGCCGCUACAGUGGCUAUCCGAUACUCGGCCGUUCGUGCACAAUUUGUGGAUGAAGCCAAUCCCAAAAAGGUGGACUCCAAGACGGUCGAAACUCCCGUAUUGGAUUAUAGAAUGCAACAAUAUCGCUUAUUCCCCAUCAUUGCACAGGCCUAUGCUUGUCACUUUACCGCUAUCGAGAUGCAUCGCAUGUAUUACGAGAACCAAGAAAAGAUGGCUCAAGGCGACUUUUCGAACCUUGCUGAUUUACACGCUUCCUCCUCCGGAUUGAAAAGUUUGACAACGACACUUGGUGUUGCUGGUAUUGAAGAAUGCCGACGUGCAUGCGGUGGUCAUGGUUAUUCUCUAUUCUCUGGCCUUGGUCAAUUCUAUCAAGAUUAUUUGCCCAAGGUUACGUGGGAAGGUGAUAACUACUUGCUGACACAACAAACGACCCGCUAUCUAUGCAAGACAUUCCGUGCAGUGCGUGCUAGUGGCAAGGCUGACAACUUCUCAUCCCAAUACAUGCUCGAAUACCUUGGCAAUCCAAAUGCACGUUGUCCUAUCACUGAUAAGGCCGAUUUAUCGAACCCUGAGAUCCUUCUUUCAGCAUUCAAAUUCCGUGCCGCCUUUUUGGUGGACAAGGCAGUGCAUGCGAUUGAUGUGGAACAGCGUUCAUGGAACGACAUGCUUGUAGAAAUCUAUCGUAUUUCACGUGCUCACUGCCAACUCAUGAUGGUCUCCAACUUUAUAAAUGCCGUCUUUGCUCCCAAUUACAAGCAUCCUGUUUUGCAAAAGGUGGCUAUCCUCUUUUCAUUGUCGGCACUCGAGCAAGAAAUGGCCGACUUUUUGGCAUCGGGUUAUGUGUCGCCUCAGCAAUCCUUGCUGGUCAAGGAAAAACUGAUCCAAGUCCUCAAGGAUAUUCGCCCUGAAGUCGUCUCCCUUGUGGAUGCUUUUGAUUUCCCUGAUUUUGUACUCCAGUCCGCAUUGGGUGCCAAGGAUGGCCGUGCUUAUGAACGCAUGACUCAAAUGGCUGAGCUGGAACCACUCAAUCAAACACCCGUUGCUGAUGGCUACGAUGAUUAUAUUCGUCCUCUCAUUCACGCUGGCAAAAAUGCUUGGAAACUUGACGAGGAUGGUGUCGCACGUCUAUAG
Lichtheimia ornata is the source of this 2058-nucleotide messenger RNA. RefSeq lists its product as uncharacterized. Gene Ontology annotation, molecular function: fatty acid binding; acyl-CoA oxidase activity; FAD binding. The transcript has 5 exons. Gene Ontology annotation, biological process: fatty acid beta-oxidation using acyl-CoA oxidase; lipid homeostasis. Gene Ontology annotation, cellular component: peroxisome. The record is from RefSeq and is a predicted model, not a curated record. NCBI's taxonomy places the organism in Eukaryota, Fungi, Mucoromycota, Mucoromycetes, Mucorales, Lichtheimiaceae. Bases 1 to 2058 code for a protein of 685 amino acids.